This is a messenger RNA of Trichoplax adhaerens, 1797 nucleotides long. RefSeq lists its product as uncharacterized. The record is from RefSeq and is a predicted model, not a curated record. Bases 1 to 1797 code for a protein of 598 amino acids. The transcript has 16 exons. Lineage: Eukaryota; Metazoa; Placozoa; Uniplacotomia; Trichoplacea; Trichoplacidae. Gene Ontology annotation, molecular function: protein binding.
AUGAUGCUUUACGUGGAAAGUAAAGCUUUUCCUCCUGUUGCUUUUAUUAAACAUUGGAGUUUCAGUAUAAAGGGCGAUAGUGGUAUCCUAAAUACACGAAAGGUUUUAACUUUAAUGUCUGUUUUUUUCCAAAAUAUUUUUACUCAUUAUUUAAAGAGAAAAACAUUUAUCAUAUUAUGUAAGCUGACGGACACAAUUGCUCGAGCUCGGUCUCAAAUGCUGCAUAUUUUAUGGGAACUUGGACGUGAUGAUCAUCAAUUUAGAUUUCGCUAUCGUGGCCAAUAUCUCCGCGAUGCUUAUACAUUUGAGGAUUAUGAAAUUCCUGAAAAUGCAGUUGUCAAGAUGGUUCCUAUGGCUAAGCGUCAAGAGUCAUUUGUGGAUCUGCGUAGAAUGGAUGGCCAGAGUGAUUUAGGACAAGGGACAUCGGAUGAAGUUCUCAAUGCUCUAAAUCAAGAAAUCCAAGUAUUUGUUAGGAGAGAAAAGUUACUUGCAGCACUACAGGCAUUUCUUUGGCUAUGGGCAUUAGCCACCAUGUUAUCUUUUAUCACUAAUUACUUUUACAGCGGAUUCUGGAACGUUAUCAUUGUCUAUUUCCUAUUUAAAUACUGUCCAACGUUUACUCGUACGGGAGGAUUUGUUGGUCGAGCAUCUCAAUACAACAAGGUUGUGCCGGUUAUGUUGGUUCCUGCACCCACUGGCUGCUUUGGUCAGGCGGGGGAUUUCGUAGAACAGCACUUGGUUAAGACUAGAGAUGUUGAGAAAGUGUUAUUUUCAGCUAGAAAUGGAAAAAUCAAAGAAAAGCGUAAUGCAGCUUUUGAACUGGCUAGCUUUGCCGCUUGUAGCGAUGAUAACAAAUAUAAAAUUGUCUCACAAGGCGGUAUGGAAGUACUAUCCAAUCUGAGUUUAUCGAGGGACGAGGCAACACAAGAAUAUGCUACUGAAGCUAUUGCAGAGCUUUUAACCUUACCAGAGAUACAAGAUCAAUUUGUCGCGAUUGGUGGAGUACGAACAUUAUGUGCUCUUCUCCAUGGACGCACGGAUAAGAUCAUUUAUGAGGCUGCUACUGCUUUAUUCUACUUAAUUUCCGAUAAUGAUAAUAACAAAAUGGUUAUUGUUGAAGAUACAGGCUUGGAUGACUUAGCCCAUGCCUCUAUGAAAGAUAAUAUUAAGACUGCUAGAGUACUGGCUGGUGUUUUCCUAGAACUUCUAUCCUAUAAUGCGGAUUUACGAGAAAUUAUUGCUUCGCGAAAUGUUGUGGCAGUUGCUUUGGUCCAUUUGUGCCAAUUAGCGGAUUCAGAAACUCAACAAUUAUCGCUACAGGCAUUAGAGUUAAUCGCCAUUGAAUCUCCUGAAAGUGUCGUAACACAGGAAGACUUGCUACAUCAUCUAGUUGCGAUGCCAAGACUAACGGAAGACGAGAGGUUACACUUAUUAUCUGGAAAAAUUAUGCUCUACUUCGCCGAAAAUGAAGAGGCUUGUUCUGAAUUGAUCAAUGUUGCAAAUCUAACCGACACGCUGUUACAAUUUGCACAAAGUAAUGAUUCCGUGUUACAAAACGUCGUUAGCAAAAUUAUUCUGGCUAUACUGGAGAAUCAAAGAAUUACUCGUCGUAUCCCGUACCUAGGGCUGGAUAAAGUCGUCAUGUACCUGCAAAGUAAUAGCGUUGAUCGACAUAUCUUUGACAAUGCUGAUGCUGCCUUAAAUUUAUUAACGAUAUAUACAUCAGAAGACAAAAUGGGAUCGAGUUUAUCCUUAAAAUCGGUCGGUAAACCGGGUCAAAGUGGCUACGGAGUUUAG